Messenger RNA from Thunnus maccoyii (southern bluefin tuna), 5763 nucleotides. RefSeq names its product splicing regulatory glutamine/lysine-rich protein 1 (gene srek1). The coding region runs from base 1200 to 2378 and encodes 392 amino acids. NCBI's taxonomy places the organism in Eukaryota, Metazoa, Chordata, Actinopteri, Scombriformes, Scombridae. Gene Ontology annotation, cellular component: nucleoplasm. Gene Ontology annotation, molecular function: RNA binding. The record is from RefSeq and is a predicted model, not a curated record. The transcript is spliced from 11 exons.
GACCCCUCCAGUGUUGGUGUGGCGCAACAUCUCACCAAUACUGUUUUUAUUGACAGAGCUUUGAUAGUAGUGCCAUGUGCGGAAGAUGACUAGACUGGCCCAGCUGUUACACUACACUAGCCUGAGUCAGGCAUUGUUUUCCAAGCCACUAUCCCCGAUCGGGCCAACGCAGCCUUCAAGGGGGAAUGUGACCAGGAGAAUAGCCCGCUGAACCUUCCAAGAUGGACACCUUGUCUCUUUUUAUUUAUUUUUCUUUUCUUUUUUGGUUUGUUUCCUUUCAUACUUUCCCAUGUUGUCCACUCUCUACUGUCUCUAUCUAGAAACUACAGUAUUGCUUAUCUCUAGCGUUGUGUUUUAUAUUUGUUAUUUUGGUUUGUUGUUUUGAUUAUUGUCCAACCCCCCACCCCCCUCUCUCUUUUCUGCUACAGCUGCAGCUUGUGUGUGAUUGAAUUCUGUCCAGGUUGCUACGGCAUACCGGUGGGAUGUGUAUCACACAUGGGAUGCUAGGAGGAUCACUAACACUUUACUCUCUUGUCUCCUACUCCUGUUGACGUAGUGAGGGGUUAGUCAUUCUGAAAGUGAGACCCAGUAAUGAAAACUCAUUUGAACUUAGCAUCUUUUUAAUCUUUUCUUAUUUGCACUUUUGAUCUGUGCUGAAGUUUGUAGUGAAAAUGCAAGAUUUGAGUGAGUUUAACCUCACAGUAGUACAAUGAAGCUCUGAUAUGGAUGUUUUUUUUUUUAGUAUUUUAUAAUAACAUGAUCCAUUUUAACAUCAUUUUCUCUUGGAAAUUCGUGACACAUGCAUUUAAUGCUUCCCGUCGUUAUUUGUUUUUGAAAACCUGUCGCAUUAAACAAAUGGUAAUUCAUGCUCAGAGCCUCCAGCUAUAGUGAAGUGAAUUUAUAGUUAUUUUGUCUCUUUUUUUUUGGUCUUAAUUUAUCCCUCUCUCUCCUAUAAGAAAGCAACAGAUUAUAAUCCAGAGUGGAAUGAGCAAAAAUUCCUAAUCCGUUGUUUUUACAGCUAAGUCUUGGCUAACAUUUCCUACAGUUCUUAAAAUUGUUGUUCUUUUCUGUAUCUGAUGUUCUGUGUGCUAUUAGUGAUGCAGCCAUUGGGGUUGUCUUGUGUUGCACAUCUUUCCAACACUGCGAAAUGAGCGUGCCCCCCCUCCCCCCCAAGGAAAAGCGCCCAUGCUUGAUAUCGUAUGGUUCAUGACCAAUAUGUUUCCAGUACAGGGAAGAUCCCAGAAGAGGCCAAGGCUUUGUCACUGUUGGCACCUGCUACCCCAGUGCCCAGUCUGAUUCCUGGCGGGGGACUGCUACCUAUUCCUACUCCAGCUCCACUUCAGAAUCUGAACCUUCCCAUAGUGAACCGGCUAUCAGCUAGUCUCGACCCCGCGGCGUCAGCCCACUCCCAGCCCCCCCUCAUGGGAAAUGUAGAUCCCUCAAAAAUCGAUGAGAUCAGGCGGACCGUCUACGUCGGCAACUUGAACUCACAGACCACCACCGCAGAGCAGCUGUUGGAGUUCUUCAAGCAGGUGGGAGACGUAAAGUUUGUGCGGAUGGCCGGAGACGAGACUCAGCCGACGCGUUUCGCCUUCGUAGAGUUUGUCGAGCAGGACUCCGUCGCCAGAGCCCUGACCUUCAACGGAGUCAUGUUUGGCGACAGGCCCCUGAAGGUUAAUCAUUCCAACAACGCCAUAGUAAAACCCCCAGAGCUGACGCCACAGGCUGCUGCUAAGGAGCUAGAAAGUGUGAUGAAGAGGGUGAGGGAGGCCCAGUCUACCAUCGCUGCUGCCAUAGAACCAGCAGAAACAAAGAAGCGUUCCUCCAGUCGGUCUAGAAGGUCACGCCGGUCACGCUCACGGUCACGCUCCCUCUCACACUCAAGAACGCGGAGGAAAAGGUCCCGUUCGAAACACAGACCGUCACAGAAGUCAUGGCCGAGGAGUGACUCCCACAGUUCCCGAAGUAACCACAAGAGGCGCUCUCGAUCCAGAGACAAGAGACACAGCCGUAGUCGCUCGAGGGGCCACAAAAGGAGGAGUAAGGAUCGGUCCAGGAGCCCUCGAAGGAAAGCCAGAUCACCCUCACCAAAAAGAAGUAAGAAAGACAGGAGGAGGGAGCGAAGCAGGGAAAGAAGAGAUCGCUCCGCAUCCAGGAAGAGGAGCCGCAAAGACGAGGACAGGAUAAAAAGCAAGGCCAAGCCACUGAAGGUGGAAAGGGACUACAACAGGGAAGAAAAGGACGACUACGAAAGCGACAGAGAAGACUCGGCCACACCGAGCGAGGACAUGACGUCAUCACCCUUCACCCAGCACAACGGCAGCUACAAGCAUCACCACGAGGAGGACGCGUCGGUGGGCGCUAACAGCACCAAGUGACUAUUAUGACAACAUGGAAACAAGCCUUUGUUCCAUCAGAUCUUCUCAACACUCAGCGUGUGCGUAUACGUGCAUCAACACCGGAUAAACACUUACAAUAGGGUGUUGUCUUCAUCAUCUCCUGUUUGAACAACAUGAUUUUUUUAAAACUUCCUGUUGAUGAAGUAUAUUCUUGAUCACAUAGAUCCUGUAAUUCAACAAAUUUUUCAUUAUCCAACCUGAAGGGCAAGUGAGCAUUUGGCACAGCAGUUUCCUGCCAGCGCAGGUCAGAUGAAGGUAUCGGGAUUUGCACAGGAUGCACAUAAUAAGGCUGUCAUAUUAGAUUUCAUAACAUUAUACAGGUGGUAUUGUGUCCACUUCCUGUAUGUGUUAAUUGUUUGAACAACACAAACCAUUGUAUUGUCUUUAUAAAGAUUUAUUUCUGCUAAAGCCCAGCAGAUUAGAAACCAAUCGCAGAGUCUGUCACCGUAGAAUCAAGUCUGUCUCCAUUCCCAAGACCUCCAGAGCUAUCUCAGAAAAGUCAUAAUGGCAGAGUCAGGCAGAAGUCCCACAGGGAGGACAGAGUGUCAUUUCUCGAGCAAUUUGAUUUUAACUGUAGGUUUGUCCCUCCAUUUGAUAUUUAAAUUUCUUUUCAAGUCCUCCAGACCGAGACAUCUUGAUCAGACACUUCCUCCAUAGUCCAAAAUAACUCUAAGUUUAUCAGAGUUUAUGUCAUACUGUAGUAUUUAUACCAUUUCCUUUAAAAAUGUUUUGUCUUAAUAUUGCAAAUAGCAAUAUGCAGCAACAGCUGCAGUAAUAAAUGUAUUAUAAAUUAUGCCUCAUCUAUUUGUGAGAUAGGAUUUUAAAAUGUUGACUUAUGCCUUUGUUGCUAUUUGGGCUGCAAUUUAAAUUAUCGAUUAAGCUGCUGAUUAUUUUAUCGAUUAAUCUUUUUGUCUAUAAAACAUGCCAUAAUUUGUUAGAGUUCAUAGUGACGUAUUUAAAUGUAUUUGUUUUAUCUGACCAACAGUCCCAAAAUUUGAAGAUAAUCAGUUUAUGAUCAUGUUAUGACACAGAAAAGCUUUAAAUCCUCAUGUUCGAGAAGCUACAACUAGGAACAAAAACAAUUAUUUUGAUUGUCAAAAUAGUUCCAGAUUAAUUUUAAUUGAUUAAUCAACUAAUUGUUGCUCUAGUUUACAUGUAGGGCCUUCAUGUCUUAAAUAAAUAGUAUUUACAAAGAAACAGUGGAAAAGUAAGCUUCUCAAAUGAAUCAGUAGUAACACAAAGGGAAAAAAAGACGGAAGUGAGAACUGCAUUUAUGUAUAUUUUAUAUAUGUGAAUAUAUAUAUAUAUAUAUAUAUAUGCUGGCAGACAGAAAGAACACAAAAAAGGCUUCACCUUCACCUUACUUGUUGCACUUCCUCAAGUAGCAUUUCAUACCAAGCAGGUUCUGUAUGGCUGCUGAUGGUAAAGUGACAUCAGUUUCCGUGGUUAGUGACUAAGUUUUGAACGGCUGAAUUACUGUCGAUUUUAUGAAUGUGCUUUUACAUUCAUUGACUUGAAUCAUCAGCUUCUUAUAUCACGUUUUCAUUCAUCUCAUAGCUUCUGUCCUCAGAGAGUUCAGUUCUUCCUGGUUGACACUGUUUGUUUGCUUCAGUUGCAUUUUGUCAAUACACAGACAAAAAUGGGAAAAUUCGAAUGAUUAUAAUGUAAUCCAGAAUAUUAUCGUGUCAGAUUCUGUCUCUAGAUGUAGCACUUACUACUCACCAGCAGACCAAAAAACGAAGGGUUUAGUUGGCAAACCAAUCAAAACAAAGGUACUUACCAACUAAAUGUUGUUGAUAGUAUGACCCUAACUGAAACUGUGAAAAUAUAAUUGCAGCUUCUUGCCUGAGGUCUCCUGGGGUGAAACUAUCUUAUGCUCAAGCCUUGGUGAGGCUGUGACUGCAACUUCCCAUAUUCUCUGUACUUGCUUACCAGGUCAACGAGAACUGUACAUAACACAUUUAAUACAGUUUCCUGGGUGAAAGAAUUGAAUAAGUAACAAAAUGAGGGGAUUUCUGCGAAUGUAUUAAAUGCUCAUUUGCCCUUUUUGCAGUGUUGAAAGAUAAUGUGAACUACAAGGUCUGUGAAGUGUCCUUUCUUCCCUGUUUUGCACCAUUUUUCUCCAUCUUCUGGGAACUUUUUUUGAGUUUCCCCCAAAAAUGUACGGUGUUGAUUUUAUGACUUCAAGUGCUGUAAUUAAUGAAAAUGCAAAAUUAUACUGUUUCUGUGAACAUGUUGCUAAAAUAUCAUAAAAAAGAUACAUUUCUCAUUUGGUCAACAUGAAUAUGUUGCUUUAUUGUUUUUACUUUAUGGGUGUACAUUUACAUGCAGAGUGUUUUUUGUUUGUUUGUUUGUUUGUUUGUUUUUUUUUGGUUGUUUUUGUAUUUCUGAAUACUAGUAGUCAAAACAAGAUCACAAUGUUCCAUUUCCUGUUAUUGUUGUAAAGCUGUGAGACAAAAACUAUUUACUGUUUUAUAGAAAUAACACAGGCCUAUACUAUAAAAAUGAUGAUGUGCAAAAUGUCUGUCGGCUCAUAAUUGCUCGGGAAAGUGAAGCUCGCGCUGGUAGAAUAGACGAGGCUGAGCGAGAUAUACGUCACAGGUCAACAAACUGCUUGCAAGCACAGAAAGGUCAAAAAGUGCCUAGACUAAGAUUGUACAGAAUAUUCUACUAAAAUACGUAAACUUUGACAGAUUCAACCUGAGUUUAUUGUUUAGGAAUAGCUGAAAGAAAUGAAAUGUUAUAUUUAAAGUAUUGUCCGCUGUCUUUAGUAAUUAAAAGCAGAAUAGACUCAACAUUCAUGAGACUUAUGUGGAUUUGUCUUUAACUUUUUUUUUUUUUUUUUCAUUUUUGGUGUUAAAGCCAGUAUUAAGUCAUGUGUCAAAAAAAAAACUUCAUACUGGCCUCAGAUUGCGAUCAGUGUUUAUUUAAGUUUCUAUCAAAGUGUGUUAUAUUUUAAAAAAACAUGAAGACUUUAUGGCUGUCUGCCAAAUUCCACUGUAAUUACUUUAUUGUAUUUUUUCUUUUCCUGCUUUUUUCUUUUUUUUAUAUAGUACACAAGGCUUCAGUUUGAAGUGGUGAACUUGUGAUAAAGUUUAAUACAAAAAGGCAUUUCCAACUCAACUGACAGUAUGUGAAGAAUUUAAUUUUUUUAUAUCCAUGUAUCCACUACAUACGUACUGUAGAAACAUGUUUCACACCCGUGGGAUUGCUCGCUUGAUAUCAGCGUUUGGGACUCGAUGUAAAGGUUUGGUAACACUGUUUUUGAAGAGCUUUGAUGUACGUACGUGAUCCUCCUCGAUUUAUAUCUAACAAUACAUCUGAUCUGUUUCCAAAAACACUCAAUAAAGAGACUUUUCAUUCA